Messenger RNA from Brassica napus (rape), 894 nucleotides. RefSeq names its product heme-binding-like protein At3g10130, chloroplastic. The record is from RefSeq and is a predicted model, not a curated record. Bases 1 to 765 code for a protein of 254 amino acids. Lineage: Eukaryota; Viridiplantae; Streptophyta; Magnoliopsida; Brassicales; Brassicaceae. The transcript has a single exon.
AUGCAGACCAUAGCAAAAACGAAAACCAAACUAAUAAUAAACAGAAGCACAAUGGGAAACGUCUUCGGCAAGACUUACAUAAUGGGAAUGGUGUUCGGUAAGAUCGUCGUGGAGACUCCCAAAUACACCGUCGCCAAAUCCGGCGACGGCUACGAGGUCCGGGAAUAUCCGCCGGCGGUUUCCGCGGAGGUCACUUACGAUCCUUCCGAGUUCAAAGGCGAUAAAGACGGAGGCUUUCAAGUCUUGGCUAAGUACAUAGGCGUCUUCGGCAAACCGGAGAACCAGAAGAUCGCCAUGGCGUCGCCGGUGGUCGCGACGGAAGGUGAGAAGAUCGCCAUGACGUCGCCGGUGAUCACCAAGGAAGGGGAGAAGAUUGCCAUGACGUCACCGGUGAUUACUAAGGAAGGAGAGAAGAUUGCUAUGACGUCACCGGUUGUGACGAAGGAAGUAGGAGGAGGGGAGAGGAAGAAGAAGACGGUGACGAUGCAGUUUCUGUUGCCGGAGAUGUACAAGAGGGCGGAGGAUGCGCCGCGUCCGACGGACGAGAGGGUGGUGAUAAGGGAGGAAGGAGGGAGGAAGUACGGUGUGGUCACGUUCAGUGGGACUGCGGGAGAGGGUGUGGUGAGCGAGAAGGUGAAGAAGCUGACGAGUGUUCUCGAGAGAGAUGGGUUUAAGAUCGUUGGAGAGUUCGUGCUCGCUAGGUAUAAUCCUCCGUGGACGUUGCCUCCUUUCAGGACCAACGAAGUCAUGAUCCCUGUUGAAUGAAAGAACUAGCUUUUGUCUGAAAAACUUGUUUUUUUUUUUUUUUACACUGUGUUUGUGGUAAAAGAAACAACAGAACAAUAAUGUAUACCAAUGCUAGCUUUUGAUUUUAAAAUUUCUAUUGAACGAACA